Messenger RNA from Pieris brassicae (large cabbage white), 989 nucleotides. RefSeq lists its product as uncharacterized. The record is from RefSeq and is a predicted model, not a curated record. Bases 90 to 962 code for a protein of 290 amino acids. The transcript has a single exon. Lineage: Eukaryota; Metazoa; Arthropoda; Insecta; Lepidoptera; Pieridae.
CGGAAGGCAUCAAAUGUACCUCCUGCCUAGCAUGGUUGCAUUUCUAUUGUGCUGAAUUGACGGAAUUAGACUUUAAGAAAAUUUUACCUAUGAACAGAAUAAAAUGGAAGUGUUCUGCAUGUAAGACUAAAAGGAAAGCUGCGCCCUCGGCGACCACCUCACCAACAUUUCCCAUGGGUUCGCCCUUGAAUGUGGAUACGGAGGCUUUGACAAAAUAUAUGGACUCAAAAUUUGCAAACUUAAGUCAACAGUGGCGUGAUGAUCUUAACUCUGCUAUCUUGGAGGUUUCGCGAACAUUCAGGAACGAUAUAAGCGCCCUAGAAAAUCGCAUGAGCACAUGGGAAGAAAGGGUAGCUCAAGUAGAAUCAGCGGCUGUCAUGAGCUCCUCUACCCUGCCAUCCAACUACAUAGAAGAAAAUGCGUCACUACGUCACGAGCUUGAAACCUUGCGUAACAGGCUCGACCACUUCGAUCAAGCCUCUAGAAAUUGCAACGUUGAGAUUCAAAAUGUGCCCGAAAGUAAAGGCGAAAACCUUAUGCAGCUCUCUUUUGCACUCAGCAACAUUUUAAACGUCGAAUUAAAAGACUCUGACAUAAAAACUGUACACCGCGUUGCGCCUGGUGUACCUGCGGGUCGCCCAAAAAAUAUUAUACUGCAGUUGACAACUCGCAGAAAACGUGAUGAUUUUAUCGCGGCCGCGCGUGUGCGUGGCACUCUAUCAGUUGAUCAAUUGCUUGGUGGAUCUGCGGCAGUGUCUGGUGUUACAAACAAUAAUCGAUUCUACGUCAAUGAGCACCUUACCCUGAAAAAUAAAAUACUUUUCAGUAAGGUCAGGCAACUCGCUAAGGAAAAAGGGUACAAGUAUGUAUGGGUAAAAAACCUUUGUAUGUUUGUCAGAAAAACUGAUGAAGCUAAAGCCAUCCAAGUGCGAUCCAAUGAUGAUCUAGCCAAAUUAGUAUGACUAUAUUCCCGUUUGUAUAGCUUACAU